CCCGGUACAUCCAUUUUGAACUGCAGGGGCAAUUUCUUUAUUUUAUUCUCUCCUUUCCUUCCACUGAAAUGACUAUAUCUACAAGUAAUCACGGCAUGGCAGGCUAUGCAGAUCAUACUGAGCAAUUAGCGCACAUGGAACCGUUAGCAGUAGGAGAUCAGCGACUCGAACGAAAGAUCGGAUGGGUCAUGGGCGCCAUGAUGAACGUCAGUUACAUUAUCGGUGCCGGUAUCUUUGUUGGACCGGCCCUUACCCUGCAACUGGUAGGAUCCGGCGGUAUGAAUAUCAUGAUCUGGAUCAUGGGAGCAUUGAUCGCUAGUUGCGGUACCUGGGCAUUUGCAGAGCUGGGAACCAUGUUACCCCGCAGCGGUGGAGAACUCGGCUACUUAGAAUACUGCUAUCGAAAACCGAAAUAUCUACUAGCUUAUAUUUUCACUAUGUGGACCCUCAUGAAUCGAUCCAGUGGCGUAGCUGCGCAAGGUAUCGUGUUCGGUGGGUAUAUGAAUUAUGCCAUCUAUGGUGCGUCUUUCAAAUCCAAUUGGCUAGAACGUAGCUGGGCAAUCCUUUUGGCUACUAUUCUCACUGCUGUGAAUAUCAUGUCCACCAAGGUUUCGUUGAAACUUAUGGCGGGAUUAACAGCGAUAAAGAUGGCGGUUCUGUCUCUGGUAGCUCUGAUUGGUCUUUUGGUACUUGUCAAAGCGAUUCCUUCGGAUGUGGAUGCUGGCUACAAUUUGUCCUUUCAAGGUACAGCAACCAAUAUCGGCCCUUAUGCCUCGGCGCUUUACUAUGUGAUGAAUAGCUACAGCGGGUGGCAUAAUUUAAACUUUAUCAUGGACGAAGUCAAGGAUCCUAUCCGAAAUUUACCCAAAGCAUCAGCCGCGGCCAUCAGUACCAUUGCCCUCUUAUAUGUCUUGACCAAUGUGGGCUACCUAGUUGUCUUGCCCUUGGAAACGAUGAAGAGUUCGGAAUUCAUCGUAGCCGCUGAGUUUUUUACACGCUCCUUGGGAGAGAAUUUCGCGUCCACGGUACUACCGGUAUUUAUUGCGUUGAGUGCUUUCGGCUGCGCUGCGGCAAUCAACUUUUCUGCUGGACGAGUGCUUAUGGAAUCAGCUCGUUCUGGUCUUUUACCUUUUGGCCGAACCUUUGGUCAUUUGAAUCCUCAAAUUGGCAGCCCUGUCAACGCUUAUCUGUUGCAGUAUACAUUGACGAUCCUUUUCACUGUAGCACCACCUCCGGGAGCUGUGUACCAAUUCAUUGUCGCCUUUGCAGCCUACCCUGUCUAUGUGUUUUAUACCCUCAUUGCCCUUGCCGUGUUGAUCUUAAGGAAACGAGAACCAUUUGUCACAAGACCAGUCGUCGCUCCUUUAUUCUGCGUAUUGGUCUUCCUGUCCUUUACCGUUUAUGCUUUGAUUUUUGUUUUCAUUCCUGUGGAGAACCCUUAUUAUCCUUAUUGGGUGCCCUAUGUAUCAGCGAUUGCGGCGAUGCUACUUUGUGUUGUUGCUUGGUACUUUCAAAUUGUCGUCAAGGAUACGCCCGGAAAGUCUUACAACGAAACCAUCCGUGCCAGAGGUUAUAUGGCAUUGGAACAAGAAGUGUUUAGUGCUUACACGGCUCUUCCAUCUGAAGAAUCACCUAUCAUGGUGUAUGAUCAAAGCUUAAGCCGUAGCGCGUGAUGGAAUAGACUAUCAAUAAUUUGGAUGACAAACACUCUAGAUUCCAUUUUUGGAAAAAUUCCCCCAUUUUUUUCAUCUGCACAGCGUGGAAUUCCACAUGACGUUAAACAAUCUUCUGUAAAAGCCCAUGAUAGCCAACAAGUUGAUUUGUUCUCAUCAUUUAUAUAAAUAUAUGGAUCAUUGGUCAUUGUCUAAUUCCUG
Messenger RNA from Radiomyces spectabilis, 1874 nucleotides. RefSeq names its product amino acid/polyamine transporter I. The transcript is spliced from 14 exons. Gene Ontology annotation, molecular function: L-amino acid transmembrane transporter activity. The coding region runs from base 69 to 1673 and encodes 534 amino acids. The record is from RefSeq and is a predicted model, not a curated record. Gene Ontology annotation, cellular component: membrane. Gene Ontology annotation, biological process: amino acid transmembrane transport. Lineage: Eukaryota; Fungi; Mucoromycota; Mucoromycetes; Mucorales; Radiomycetaceae.